This is a messenger RNA of Stylonychia lemnae, 489 nucleotides long. The record is from the annotation of a GenBank genome assembly. NCBI's taxonomy places the organism in Eukaryota, Ciliophora, Spirotrichea, Sporadotrichida, Oxytrichidae.
AUGAAUGCUCCAUUUAGCCCAGUAUCCAGUUAAUCUAAGCCAUUAAAUAUUAUCAAAUAGCUCAGAUUUAAAGCAGCUCAAAGAAAGAUUGAAUUAGAAAAAGCAUGGUAAAAUUUAAACUUAGAUUAAUAAAAAAAUGAAUCAGAGUUAUUGAAUGACCUAGUUGAAUCAGAUUCGGAAUGCGAUGAAAGUAAAAGUUAGUUAAAAGAGACUGAUCACAUGAAAUAGACAUGCAAAAUAAAGAGAUCUAAUAUUUUGACACCACUAAACAUUAAAAUCACAAAAUAAAUACUUGAUGUUGAUCGAGCAAGAUCUGCUUUAUUAGGAGGAAAGAGAUUUAAGGAUUUUCUCAAAGAUGAUGAAAAGAAAAGAUCUGUUUUAUACUAGGAGAAUAUUGAUAAGAACAAACUUCUAAGAUCACAGAGUAAAAUCUUAAAUACCGUAGUAUCUCUUCCAUCAUUAAAGUUUUCAAAGUUCAGAAAAGAAUGA